CGUCAGCACAUUCCCCGCUUCUCCUCUCGGUAGCUCCACAUUGAGCCUCCCGGAGCCUCGCCGUUUUCACCGAAAUCGUUUGAAUACUCGUCUUUCUGCAGUUUUGAAUUGAUUCCCCAUCCGUUCGGGGAGCGAAGAUCCGCCCGCGAGGCUGCUUUAAUCCCCGACAGCACUCUAUAGAUGCUGAUUUCGUCAACAUGGCAACAGAAGACAAGAAGCCAGAGACGGACACGAAGCCUCCAGUGGUCCCCUCGGCCUCUGCCAGCCAAAGCAAGUCUGCGCCCGCCAAGCCAAACUACAGCCUGAAGUUCACGCUCGCGGGCCACACUAAAGCCGUGUCCUCUGUAAAGUUCAGCCCCAGCGGAGAAUGGCUCGCCAGCUCCUCUGCUGAUAAACUCAUCAAAAUCUGGGGAGCAUAUGACGGCAAGUUUGAGAAAACCAUAUCAGGACACAAACUGGGCAUAUCCGACGUGGCCUGGUCGUCUGACUCCAACCUCCUGGUGUCUGCGUCGGACGACAAAACCCUGAAGAUCUGGGACGUCAGCUCGGGAAAGUGCCUGAAAACCCUGAAAGGUCACAGCAACUACGUCUUUUGCUGCAACUUCAACCCCCAGUCCAACCUGAUCGUGUCGGGAUCGUUUGACGAGAGCGUACGGAUAUGGGACGUGAAGACCGGGAAGUGCUUGAAAACGUUGCCGGCUCAUUCGGAUCCCGUCUCUGCUGUCCACUUCAACAGAGACGGCUCCCUGAUCGUGUCCAGUAGCUACGAUGGGCUUUGUCGAAUCUGGGACACGGCGUCCGGCCAGUGUUUAAAGACUCUCAUAGACGACGACAACCCCCCAGUGUCUUUCGUGAAGUUCUCCCCCAACGGGAAAUACAUCCUGGCUGCUACGCUGGACAACACGCUGAAGCUGUGGGACUACAGCAAAGGAAAGUGUUUGAAAACAUACACGGGCCAUAAAAAUGAGAAAUACUGCAUAUUUGCAAACUUCUCAGUGACCGGCGGGAAGUGGAUCGUGUCGGGAUCGGAGGACAACAUGGUUUACAUCUGGAACCUGCAGACCAAGGAGAUCGUGCAGAAACUGCAGGGCCACACAGACGUGGUCAUUUCCACCGCCUGCCACCCGACAGAGAACAUCAUCGCGUCAGCGGCUUUAGAAAACGACAAAACCAUCAAGCUAUGGAAAAGCGACUGCUAAACACCUUCUGUUGGGCCAUUUGUGAUUCGUUUUUUUUUUUUCUUUUAUUUCUACAUGUUAUUGUACGGCGAGAGGGCUCGUUUUCCCUCCUGACGGCUCCUGCUGGACGCGGAGAUUUCCCACACAAUCGGCCAUGCGGCGGAUUUAGUGGCUUUGUGUUAUUUCCCAGCGAUCUGUGGCGCUUCGGUCCCCCAACACGGCGUCUAACCUCCAUGUCACUGCCUCCUAACGGCCGCUGCACACCCCCCCUGCUCUUGUACAAUAAAUGUGAUGCUUAUUUGGUCUUUUGUAUGAUUUCUGUUGCCUUUUUUUUUUUUUUUUUGAUCCGUGUAGCUGUGCAAGCGCCAUCAAGUGCACAAACUUGUUAAAACAGAGAUAUCCAAGUAUCCUGAUAUAUAUUUAUUCAGCUGGUACCAAUAUUAGUUUCUUCAUGAGCCCUGAUCACACAUUUAACCAACCUGAUUUCUGAAAUGAUCCCAUCUUUCCAAAAAAAAAAAAAAAAAAAAAUCAUUUUUCAAAUUCUGCUGUUCACAAAGU
This is a messenger RNA of Salarias fasciatus (jewelled blenny), 1736 nucleotides long. It is a transcript of the gene wdr5, whose product is annotated as WD repeat domain 5. Bases 198 to 1199 code for a protein of 333 amino acids. Gene Ontology annotation, molecular function: histone binding. NCBI's taxonomy places the organism in Eukaryota, Metazoa, Chordata, Actinopteri, Blenniiformes, Blenniidae. The transcript is spliced from 14 exons. Gene Ontology annotation, cellular component: Set1C/COMPASS complex. The record is from RefSeq and is a predicted model, not a curated record.